Populus euphratica (Euphrates poplar) is the source of this 1579-nucleotide messenger RNA. Its product is annotated as transcriptional activator Myb-like. NCBI's taxonomy places the organism in Eukaryota, Viridiplantae, Streptophyta, Magnoliopsida, Malpighiales, Salicaceae. Gene Ontology annotation, molecular function: RNA polymerase II cis-regulatory region sequence-specific DNA binding; DNA-binding transcription factor activity, RNA polymerase II-specific. The transcript is spliced from 3 exons. Gene Ontology annotation, biological process: regulation of DNA-templated transcription. Gene Ontology annotation, cellular component: nucleus. The record is from RefSeq and is a predicted model, not a curated record. Bases 545 to 1276 code for a protein of 243 amino acids.
AACGAAAUUCAUCCCACCAAGCAACCUCGCCCUCCCUCUCUCUUUCUCCUAUUUUCUUUCUUUCUCACACACAAACACAAAGAUAUGCGCAUAGGAGAUUACUUAUAAAUGUUUGUUAGCCUAGAUGUUGCAUCAAUCGCUGGUAGAGGUCUGUCCAAACCUUCCUACUCUCUAACGGAUCGAAAAUACUUCUCUUCUGAUCAUCCCUCCUUGUAUUCUCUCUGGGAUCCACCUCACCUUCAUCUCUUCAAUCAUCUUAUUUGCCCUAUAUUUAAGCAGUACUCUGGCUAGCUAUAUAGCCAAUCCAUCUGAUCUUUCUACAGUUACAUAUAUAUGUUUUGCUAACUCUUCUUUGAUUUAGCAAGAAGAAGGUGCAAGAAUUAAAGGAAAGAGGAGCUCUUGUCCAUGGAUUGAUCGAGGUAGUAGUUACUUUAGCUAGCUAGGGUUCAUAUAUAUCUUCCAGUUCUAUAUAUAUAUAGAAUCUUGUCUUCCUGGUUCUUGGGUUAGGGUUCUUUUGUUGCUGUAUUUAUUUAGAAGAUCAAAUAUGUGUACUAGAGGACAUUGGAGGCCUGCUGAGGAUGAGAAACUUAAGGAAUUGGUUGAAAAGUAUGGUCCUCAUAAUUGGAACGCCAUUGCCGAAAAGCUUCAAGGAAGAUCAGGGAAGAGUUGUAGGUUGAGAUGGUUCAAUCAGCUGGAUCCAAGAAUCAAUAGAAGCCCGUUUACAGAAGAGGAAGAAGAAAGACUUCUUGCUUCCCACAGGAUUCAUGGGAACAGAUGGGCAAUUAUUGCAAGAUUUUUCCCUGGUCGCACCGAUAAUGCAGUGAAGAAUCAUUGGCAUGUCAUCAUGGCAAGAAGAUAUAGAGAGAGGUCUAGACUUCAUGCAAAAAGGGCUGCUCAAACUUUGGUAAAUGAUAGCAAAUUAUCCUCAAAACAAGAUCACAUGCACAUGGAUUGUGAGACGAGGAACUUUUCUUCAUUUUCCAAGAAAUAUUCUGAAAAAUAUGGCCAAUAUCCUAUGGUUACUCACAGCUACUUACCGGCCUUUUGCAAAGAGUUCUACAAUGAAGAUCCAAGUCAUUGUGAAGAUCAAAGUCGGCCCAUUGAGUUUUAUGAUUUUCUCCAAGUAAACACUGACUCCAAUAAAAGUGAAGUGAUAGACAAUGCAAGAAGAGAUGAUGAGGAGGUAGAUCAGCAGGAAGCCUUGGAAAAUGAUCAGAGCGAGGCUGAUGUUCCAUUCAUUGAUUUUUUCUCUGUUAAUGGCAAAUCCUCAUCAUAACACAGCUUGGUGGUGUGUCAAACGAGGGACCAACAAAUGCAUAGUAAGCAUGCAACUAAUUACUCAGUAGUCUUGUAUACUACAACUGCAUUGACCAAAAGAAAUAUUUAAGGAGAGAAAAUCAUGUAUGUAUAGCAUGUAGGGAAUUCUCCAUGUAUAGAGCAGAGAAACAAAGUUUUAUGCAAGUUGCUAAUGUAAGUAAAAUGUCAAGAAUCUACCUUUGAAGUUUGCCAUUCUAGCAUUGUAAAACCACAUCAACAUCUGUAGAGUGCAGUACAUGCGUACCAACGCAGAUUGCUUCCU